Messenger RNA from Tarenaya hassleriana, 2486 nucleotides. Its product is annotated as probable rhamnogalacturonate lyase B. Gene Ontology annotation, molecular function: carbohydrate binding; catalytic activity. Lineage: Eukaryota; Viridiplantae; Streptophyta; Magnoliopsida; Brassicales; Cleomaceae. The record is from RefSeq and is a predicted model, not a curated record. Gene Ontology annotation, biological process: carbohydrate metabolic process. Bases 103 to 2280 code for a protein of 725 amino acids. The transcript has 17 exons.
CAUGGGUUUGGUUUUGUCCACAAGUUCACAUGUCUCUUCAUAUAACCCUUUUCCUGACUUUUUGUGUGGACAGAAUUUCGACAAGGCUUAAAAUCUCUGAUCAUGGAUCUCUCUUCACAUGUCUUCAGUUCUUUUGUCGGGUUUCUCACAGGGCCUUCGAAUCGGCGGAAUCUGCGACUGAGAGGAUGGAUAAAAGCGUUCAUCGUGUUUUCGGUAUUAUCAGAGAUCGCAAUCUGUCAAACUCCUCCAGAAUCAGAACAAGCAUUACAGUUGCAUUACCAAGAUCAACAUGUGGUUAUGGAUAACGGCAUUCUUCAAGUAACUUUGUCGAACCCCGAAGGAUUCGUUACAGGAAUUCAGUACCAUGGAAUCUCCAAUGUGCUCGCAUACAACGGCUCAGAACAUGAUCGAGGAUAUUGGGAUUUGGUCUGGAACUUUCCAGGGAAAACAACAAAGGUCACAAAAGGCACAGUGGACAGGAUUGAAGCAACUAAGCUCGAAGUGAUUGUACAGAACGACGAACAGAUCGAGCUUUCUUUUACGAGGACGUGGAAUUCAUCAUUGGAUAAAGCUGUUCCCGUGAAUAUAGACAAGAGGUUUGUGAUGCUGAGAAAUUCGUCGGGUUUCUACACUUACGCCAUCUUCGAGCGUCUGGAAGGGUGGCCCGCCGUGGAAGUCGACAAUAUCAGAAUAGCAUUCAAGCUCAACGAGGACAAGUUUCAUUACAUGGCGAUAUCGGAUGAAAGGCAAAGGUACAUGCCCCUGCCCGAAGAUCGGGUUCCUCCCCGAGGUCAAGCCUUGGCUUACCCCGAAGCAGUUUUGCUCAUCGACCCUAGAGAGCCCGAGUUUAAAGGAGAGGUGGAUGACAAGUACGCAUACUCGAUGGAAAGCAAAGAUCUCAAAGUUCAUGGAUGGAUAAGCACAAACGACUCGGUAGGUUUCUGGCAAAUCACUCCAAGCAACGAGUUUCGGUCUGCAGGACCGCUCAAGCAGUUCCUCAACUCUCAUGUCGGUCCUACACAUCUCACGAUCUUCCAUAGUACGCAUUAUGUGGGGAAAGAGCUUAUAAUAAGCUUCGAGGAAGGUGAGGCAUGGAAGAAAGUUUUCGGACCGGUCUUCGUUUAUCUCAAUUCAUUUCCACAAGGAGUUGAUCCUCUUCUGCUUUGGAAUGAAGCCAAAAACCAGACAAGGAUUGAAGAACAGAUGUGGCCAUACGAGUUCCCAACUUCUGGGGAUUUCCCGGGCUCUGAUCGACGUGGCAGUGUUACCGGUAGAUUCCUUAUUAGUGACCGAUAUAUAAGUAGUGAGUAUAUAUCGGGAAACGGCUCGUACGUCGGAUUGGCUGCACCCGGAGAUGUUGGGUCGUGGCAAAAAGAAUGCAAAGGCUAUCAGUUUUGGACAAAGGUGGAUGAAAAUGGACAUUUCUUAAUAAAAAAUGUGAGAAGUGGCAAAUACAACAUAUACGGAUGGGCUUCGGGAUUCAUCGGCGAUUAUCAUAAUGACACUGUCAUCGACAUUGCUUCAGGUUCAAAUAUUGACAUUGGGGAACUAAUAUAUGAACCACCGAGAGACGGUCCAACUAUUUGGGAAAUUGGAGUUCCGGACAGGACCGCGGCGGAAUUCUACAUUCCGAAUCCGGAUCCGAGAUACACAAACAAACUGUAUAUGGACCACGAUCGAUUCCGGCAGUACGGUCUGUGGGAAAGAUAUACGGAGUUAUAUCCCGACCAAGACCUGGUCUUCGACGUUGAUGCUGAUGAUUAUACCAAAGAUUGGUUCUUCAUGCAAGUCACGAGAAAGGUGGGGGAGGGAGGAUAUAACGGAACGACAUGGCAAAUCAAGUUUAAAUUGGAUAAAGUGGUGAACGAAACAUCUUCCUCCUACAAACUCCGAAUCGCUUUGGCCACCGCUAAUGUUGCCGAGCUACAGGUACGAGUAAACGAUCCGAAGACGCCGUUGUUGUUCACGACGGGGGAGAUGAUACGUUUUGAAACAAGGAUUGAAGAACAGAUGUGGCCAUACGAGUUCCCAACUUCUGGGGAUUUCCCGGGCUCUGAUCGACGUGGCAGUGUUACCGGUAGAUUCCUUAUUAGUGACCGUAAUGGGAUACAUGGGGUGUACUGGCUGAACAGCGUGGACGUCCCCUCCUCCUCUCUGCUCCGAGGCAACAACACCAUCUUCCUCACCCAGCCGCUUGCCGUCAGCCCCUUCCAAGGCCUCAUGUACGACUACAUCCGCCUCGAGUCCCCUGAUCCUCUCUACCACAUCACCAUCUCUUGAUUCCUUCACCUCACCUACUAACCCCGUUCGCAUAGAUAGAUUGACACACGCAUUCUUUUGUUGUUCUUUUAACUUGUUGGUUGGGGGAAGUAUUAGUACGAUUCACAAACAGCAGUGUCAUCAUGAUCAUCCACCGCCACCAUCCUUUGUUAAAACAAAUGAAUCUAAAUUCCAAUAAAAAAAAAAAAGGAUGAGAUUCUGAUUCU